Messenger RNA from Cyprinodon tularosa, 815 nucleotides. RefSeq names its product growth arrest and DNA-damage-inducible, gamma interacting protein 1 (gene gadd45gip1). The coding region runs from base 33 to 716 and encodes 227 amino acids. Gene Ontology annotation, cellular component: nucleus. The record is from RefSeq and is a predicted model, not a curated record. The transcript is spliced from 2 exons. Lineage: Eukaryota; Metazoa; Chordata; Actinopteri; Cyprinodontiformes; Cyprinodontidae.
AACAACCGCCUGGAGAGAGAAGAAGAGCAAACAUGGCGGCCUCCAUGCUGGUGCAGAGGGCAGCAGCGUUAUGUGGGACUUUUAAAGGCAUUUCUCUGUCCAAAGCAGUUCUUCCAGUGGCCUGUCAUCAUGGCGUUAUGCUACAGACUAGAUGUUAUAACCCCAAACCGCUGAAGCUCAACCUGCGGGACCCCUACAUCCCCGACAAGGAGAACGAAAAGACCCCGGAGUGGCAGAAGACGGCUCGCUAUGACAGGAAGCUGUUCGGCCGCUACGGCUCAGCCUCCGGCAUCGAGCCCGUGUCUCUGUGGCCUUCAGAGAAGGAGCUGCAGGAAAAGAUAGAGGAGGAGAAGGAGUGGAACCCUCCUUUAGAGGUGAUGCUAAAGAACAUAGAGGCCAAGGAGAAGGAGGAAACAGAGAGGAGGCGCGCAAAAGAAAAGCUCAUAGCGGCUAACAUGUCCAAGAUGCCCAAGAUGAUCGAAGACUGGCGGCGAGAAAAGCGCGAGACCAAACAGAAGCUGAAGGAGGAAAAGGCUCGAAAAGCGAAGCUGCUGGCCGAGGCGCGGGAGCGCUUCGGUUACAACGUGGACCCCCGCAGCCCCAAGUUCCUGGAGAUGGUGGCAGAGAUAGAGAAGGAGGAGAAGAAGAAGAGGAAACUGCUGAAGCGCAGGCUGAAGGAGGAGCAGGGAGCAGCUCCCCCUGCUGGCCAGUCAUAGUCAUGGACUCGGAUAUUCCUGAGCAACGCGGCGCCGCGUUUCCACAGCAGAUGUUAAAAAAUUACAACAUGCACUUAUGCAAUAAACUGUCAACAUGUG